Cyphellophora attinorum is the source of this 1728-nucleotide messenger RNA. RefSeq names its product putative transporter. Gene Ontology annotation, biological process: transmembrane transport. Gene Ontology annotation, cellular component: membrane. The coding region runs from base 1 to 1728 and encodes 575 amino acids. Gene Ontology annotation, molecular function: sulfate transmembrane transporter activity. The transcript is spliced from 4 exons. Lineage: Eukaryota; Fungi; Ascomycota; Eurotiomycetes; Chaetothyriales; Cyphellophoraceae. The record is from RefSeq and is a predicted model, not a curated record.
AUGGCUACCAAGGAAGGCCUCAUCGAAGCGUUUCCUACCAGCUCCCCUACUGCCAAACCGCAACGCCGUCAAAAGUGGUACCACCUCUUCGGCAAAGAUGUGAGCCAUGUCUCUGUCGAUGAAGGCUACGAGGUGGGCUCGGAGACCUCUUCCCUGGACGAGGGUGUUGUCGAUAACCACCACAACAUAUGGGAAGCUCCCGAAGCACACGACAUCUACAAGUUCGUGGAUGGAUUUGAGGGUGCCCACCGAUUUGAUGCUACGGCCAAGUGGACAGUGGAAGAAGAGAAGAAGUUGAUCAGGAGGCUCGACUGGCGAGUUGCUCUUCCAGCAUGCAUCAUGUUCUUCGCCCUCCAACUAGACCGCGGCAACAUCACCCAGGCACUUUCCGAUAACAUGCUCAAGGACCUCGGCCUGAACACCGAUGACUACAACAACGGCAUGACUAUCUUCUACUGCUCCUUCUUGUUCGCCGAAUUGCCGUCCCAGGUGAUUGGCAAGAAGCUCGGACCCGAUGUCUGGAUUCCGAUACAAAUGGUCCUGUGGAGCGUUGUUGCCAUGUCGCAAGCCGCCCUCCACGGAAGAACCAGCUUCUUCAUUUGUCGGUGGCUUUUGGGAAUGCUCGAGGGUGGCUUCAUUCCUGAUACCAUCCUAUAUCUGUCCUACUUUUACAAGAACUCCGAGCUUCCACGCCGUCUGAGCUGGUUCUGGACUUCCUACCAGAGCACCCAGAUCGUUGGCGCGUUCCUCGCCUACGGCAUUCUCCACCUCCGAGGCCACAGCGGUCUGCAUGAGGGCUGGCGGUAUCUGUUCCUCAUUGAAGGCGCCCUCACCGCCACCAUAGGUAUCCUGACCUUCUUGUACCUGCCGCCCUCGCCCACACAAACCGCACGAGUCGGCUGGAAGGGCCUACUGCGCCCGAAAUCAGGCUGGUUCAACGAGCGCGAAGAAGUCAUCAUGGUCACACGUGUCAUCCGCGACGAUCCUGGCAAGGCUACGAUGCACAACCGACAGGGCUUGAGCUUGACUCUCCUGUGGGAAGCUCUGACAGACUACGAUAUGUGGCCAAUCUAUCUCAUUGGGCUUUCCUGGACAAUCCCCAACACCCCGCCGAUGGCAUAUAUCACGCUUACCUGCAAGGCUCUCGGCUUCGACACGUUCGAGACCAACCUGCUCACCAUCCCCGCCUAUACCCUCUUCAUCAUACAGCUUCUCUUCUGGACGUGGGUGUCGGAGAAGAUCAACCAGCGCAUCCUCCUCGGCAUCGUGGGCCAGUUCUGGUCCCUACCAUUGCUCAUCGCCCUGGUCACCCUCCCACCCGUAUUCGCCGGCUCCAACUGGUCCAAAUGGGUACUCUCAACCCUCCUAGUCGGCUAUCCCUACAUCCACGCCAUCCUCGUAGCCCUCACCUCUCGCAAUGCGGGCUCGGUUCGUACACGCACAGUCGGCUCUUCGCUGUACAACAUGGCCGUACAGCUCUCCAAUAUCUUCUCCUCCCAGAUCUACAGACAGAACGACAAGCCGUACUACUACACCGGCAACAAGGCCCUGUUGGGGGUUCUGGCGUGGAAUGUCUGCGUGUUCGUCUUUGCGAAGGUGUACUAUGUCACGAAGAACAACAAGCGGGAUAAGAUUUGGGGUGGGAUGAGUCGGGAGGAGAGGGUGCAUUAUUUGAAGACGACGGAGGAUAAGGGGAAUAAGAGGCUGGACUUUAGAUUUGGUUCUUAG